GGCGGUAUGCCAGGCAUGAGCGGUAUGCCAGGCAUGCAGCAUCCCGGCAUGAUGCACCCCAACAUGCCCAUGGCCAACAUUGGCAUGCCUGGCGUUGCCAUGCCAACCAUGCCGCCGGGUAUGCCGCCCGCGCCGUUGCCGGGCGCGCCGCCGUUACCCGCCGCGCCGCCGCCAGGCGGGGACUUCAACGCACCCAUCUACGAUUUGCAGCAAAUUGGCGAUGUCUACACGGGUCCUGGCGCCAAAUGCUCGACACUGCCAGCGAUCCUCGGCGGUUCGCUACCUCGUCUCUCCAGCGAGCAGGCGGACGCGGUCGCCCGCGCCAAGAAGUACGCCAUGGAGCAGAGCAUCAAGAUGGUCCUGAUGAAGCAAACGCUAGCACAUCAGCAGCAACAGAUGGCUUCGCAGAGGACGCAGGUGCAACGGCAACAGGCGCUGGCCCUCAUGUGCAGAGUAUAUGUUGGGUCCAUCUCGUUUGAGCUAAAGGAAGACACGAUCCGGCAGGCGUUUUUGCCGUUCGGCCCGAUCAAGAGCAUCAACAUGUCAUGGGACCCUGUUACACAAAAACAUAAGGGCUUCGCAUUCGUCGAAUACGAGAUCCCGGAAGCGGCGCAGCUCAGCUUGGAGCAGAUGAACGGCGUGAUGCUGGGCGGGCGGAACAUCAAGGUCGUGGGGCGGCCCAGCAACAUGCCGCAGGCGCAGGCCGUCAUAGAUGAAAUACAGGAAGAGGCAAAGCAAUACAACCGUAUCUACGUAGCGUCAGUUCACCCGGAGCUCAGUGAAGACGACAUCAAGAACGUGUUCGAGGCGUUUGGACCAGUCACGUACUGCAGGCUCGCGCACGGUGCGCAGGCCACGAGGCAUAAGGGCUACGGAUUCCUAGAGUACGCAACAUUGAACGCCGCGCUAGAAGCCAUCGCGUCGAUGAACCUGUUCGACCUAGGCGGGCAGUACUUGCGCGUGGGGCGCGCCAUCACGCCGCCUCACGCGCUCUCAGGCCCGCCGCCGCCGCAGGCCAUGCCUACCGCCGCCGCUGUCGCCGCGGCCGCCGCCACGGCCAAGAUACAGGCGAUGGACGCCGUAGCCAGCAACGCAGUAGCAUUAGGUCUCACGAAGCUGAACGCCCUCGGCGUGCCGCCGGCCGCCGCGCUGCCCACGCUGGCGGCGGCGCUGCCGGGCGCGCUGCCCGCCAGCCUGCCCGUGGCGCUGCCAGCGGCGCUGCCAGCGGCACUGCCGGCCGCGCUGCCCGUCACGCUGCCUGCCGCGCUGCCGGCCGCGCUGCCGCCGCCCGGCGUCGUCAUCCCGCCGCCGCCCGUGUCCGCGAGACCACAGCCGCCCCCGCAGAUCCAACCGCCGCCAGUAUCAGCCGCGUCCGCCGCCGCGGCAGGCGAAGCCGGCCUCCAAGCAGCCCUACAGAAGAAACUCCUAGACUCCUCCCCCGACACGCUGCAGCAGCAGGAAUCCCUGUCCAUCUCCGGGCAGUCGGCGCGGCACCUCGUCAUGCAGCGGCUCAUGCGGCGCCGCGUGUCGCGCACCGUGCUGCUCGCCAACAUGGUGGCGCCCGAGGAGGUCGACGAGGCGCUGCACCACGAGAUACAGGAGGAAUGCGGCAAAUGGGGCGCGGUAGAAAGGCUUGUGAUCUACAACGAGCGGCAGAGCGAGGACGAUGACCCCGCGCACGCACUAGUCAAGAUUUUCGUGCAGUUCCAAAACCCUGAAGAGGCGGCAGCGGCGGCGGCGGCGCUGAACGGGCGAUACUUUGGCGGCCGCACCGUGCGCGCCGCGCUCUAUGACCAAGAGCUUUUCGACCACGGCGACCUAUCCGGCUAGUGCCCACCCUCACCACUAGGUGGCGCUAUGUAAAUACUCCUAUUAUGUAUUAGGUUCAAAAAUAAUCAAGACGGAUGCUA
Molecule: messenger RNA, 1910 nt
Organism: Cydia amplana
Lineage: Eukaryota; Metazoa; Arthropoda; Insecta; Lepidoptera; Tortricidae
Gene: hfp
Product: poly(U)-binding-splicing factor half pint-like
Exons: 11
Coding region: 7-1830 (607 amino acids)
Biological process (GO): alternative mRNA splicing, via spliceosome; regulation of alternative mRNA splicing, via spliceosome; mRNA splice site recognition
Cellular component (GO): precatalytic spliceosome; catalytic step 2 spliceosome
Molecular function (GO): RNA binding
Source: RefSeq, a predicted model, not a curated record